AUGGCCGGGGGCAGCGGCCAUGCGAAGGGUACUUUGCACGUGUACGUCGCUUAUUUCGACCCGGGCAAUGAGGAUUCCAAGGUUGCUCUCGUGAGGAAGUUCGUCGAGAAAACACGCCCUGCAGUUCACAGCAUCAUAACAGGCGAUUUCAAUUUCGUUUGUUCUUGCACCGACAGAUACGUCAAGGCUACCGUACAUGGUCGACUGCAGACCGGCAUGUCGCUGAGGUGGUUGGAUGGAUGGCGCGGGAUCUUAUCUACCAGUCUCUCCGACCUCACACCGACGAUUGAGGACGUGGACGCGGUGCUGGCCGACCUUCCUUCUUCGGCGCCCGGGCCCGAUGGGGUGCCUUUUGUGGUAUUCGGCAUCGCGCGCGCGGUUCUUGCACCGCUGUUUUACGACAUCGUGUUGGGAAUGUUACGGGGCAGUGCCGUUCCUCCCGAGGACUUCAAUUAUGCUUUUCUGAUUUGCUUACCCAAGGGUUCUGGCUCGGCGGUCCCAGACGGCACAGAAUGCUUCGAGGCCGGCAACACCAGACCCCUGUCUAUUGUGGACGCCAGCAACCGUAUCAUCGCCUCCAUUUUCCGGGUAGUCUUGGACCGCUUUGUGGCUCCACGGGUUUCGCCGACGCAGCGCGGUUUCAUCCGAGGGCGUCAUAUGCUCCGCAAUGUCUUGGACAUCGAUUUUGCGGCGCAGAAGAUUUCAGUCACUUCCAAUAAGGGCGCGAUUCUCUUUUUCGACUUCCAGGCUGCAUUCCCGAGCAUCGAUCACACAUUCAUGCGGGAGGUGUUGUCUGCAGUUGGCUUACCCAUGGAGUUCGUUAACAUGCUCAAAAUGUUUGACAACGAUAACAAACACAAGAUCAAAGUAUGUUCGCAGUAUUUCAGCAGCAUGACUGUCAGGAGCGGCGUUCGGCAGGGAUGCCCGCUAUCGCCACUGUUGUUCGCAAUGUGUGCUGACGUUCUUCUCCGUGAACUUUCGAUGCACAUAUCGGGGCACGAAGUGGCGAGGGCGUUUGCCGAUGACACCGCGGCAGCAGUUCGCGACUAUGGGAUAUCGAUACCAGUGAUUGCAAAGCUGUUUACAGAAUUUGAGUCGACUUCCUGCCUCGCGUUCAACAUCAAGAAAACGGUGUUCAUCCCGUUGUGGAAGUACGCAUCUGAGUCCAACGUCAGAGCCCUAAUCCGGGAGUCAGCGCCGGCUUGGCGCGACAUCGCGGUGUGUUCAGCGGGCAAAUACUUUGGAUUUUGGAUUGGACCUGGUGCCGGCCUCAAGUCGUGGGAGAAGCCGGCUUCGGGCGCCAACUUCAUCGACUGCCUCGAGCGCUUCGUCAACGACCCCGAGACGGAGGGCAUCAUCAUGAUCG
Molecule: messenger RNA, 1366 nt
Organism: Prorocentrum cordatum
Lineage: Eukaryota; Dinophyceae; Prorocentrales; Prorocentraceae
Source: the annotation of a GenBank genome assembly